AUUGUAGAGAAAUUUGAAAAUAUAUCUUUCUUACAAUAUUUGCAUCAUGUUAUAAAUUAUUAUAUAAUAUUCAUAAUAUUAUUUAUAGAUUGUUGAAAAAGAGAUGGUAUUCAAAUCAUCAAAAUUUUUAAUUAGUUUAAUUAAUUUAUUACCAGUAUUCAGCAUGCUCAAACACAAAUGUAUAUCAGUAUAAAAUAAAUUCAUUUUGUGAAGUAAAUGUGUUUAGGUAUGGUAAAAGUGAUUAUGAAUAAGUGAAGUUUAGAAAUGACUAACGUAAUAUCUUCUCCGAUUUAUCUUGAUUGAAUAAAUAACAAAAACAUAACCUUAACAUAUUCAACCUAUAACAAGAGUUAUAAAUAAAAUAAAUAACAACAAUGCAUAAAGCAAUUUCAAGAGUUUUUUUUUAUGAAAAACAUAACUCAAUUUAUUUUUUAUACAAUCCAGUGCAACGUUAUGUUAUAAAAAUAGGAAAUAAAGAUGGGAAAAAGGGGAAAGUAUCUAACCUAAAAGAUUAUUGGUUUGGUAGAUAUGUAAAUUAUAUACAAAAAUAUGUAGUAACUUUAGACAAGAAUUUUCCGAAAAUGAUGCAGUUAUAUCGAAACUUCAGUAAUGGUAUCAAAUAUUUCUAUUCUGAUUUACAAAAAUAUUUAUCCAUACUAGUGAAACAGAAUGUGGAAGGUUUAGAUAAUUUAACAAGACAAGAGAUUCAGUUGGCGUAUACAAUGCCCAAAGAUCUAAAGAAGAUUUUACCUGUUAUUCUAAUAUCUUUGAUUCCCUUUUCAAACUACAUAAUCAUGCCUUCAGUAUUUUUAUUUCCAAGACAACUGUUGACUCAUCAUUUUUGGACACCAGAACAGAAAGCAAGUUUUAUGAUUUAUUUUCAUAAGAAAAGGUUUAAACACAGUAGACCAUUAUUUUAUUGUAUGGAAAGUAAAAUUAACUACAUUAAUAAUGAACUAUUAAAAAUUAAAUGGAAUGGAAUCAUUGCAUGUUUGGGUAGUGGUGAACAUCCAACAAUUCAAAAUGUGAUAUCAUGUAUUACUUUAUUUAAAAGUUCACCAUAUUCAAUGAAUACACUUGAACAUAAACAUAUGAAAAAAUUACUUGGCAUUCAUGGACUAUCUAUGUGGACACCUUUCAGAAGGAGACGUUUAAUAGAAAGGGCAAUAUUGUUAAAACGAAUGGAUGAUGCUAUUGUUAAAGAGGGAGGUGUAGAUAAUAUGUCCAUAGAAUCGUUAUGUUGGGCUUUAUCUUUUAGAGGAUUAAAUCCUGUAAAUAUGUCAAUAGAAGAUAUGAAAAAUUGGCUUGACGAUUGGUUAAUAUUAUCAGCAUCAGUUGAUAAUUCUACACUAUCUUUAUUAUUACAUAGUCCGAUUUUUUUAGCUUAUAAUAAUAGCAAUAACUUACAUUUGCUGUAUAAAUAAAAUAAUUAUUUCUACUACUAUC
Molecule: messenger RNA, 1446 nt
Organism: Vespula pensylvanica (western yellowjacket)
Lineage: Eukaryota; Metazoa; Arthropoda; Insecta; Hymenoptera; Vespidae
Product: LETM1 domain-containing protein 1
Exons: 3
Coding region: 375-1424 (349 amino acids)
Biological process (GO): intracellular monoatomic cation homeostasis
Cellular component (GO): mitochondrial inner membrane
Molecular function (GO): ribosome binding
Source: RefSeq, a predicted model, not a curated record